This is a messenger RNA of Trichomonas vaginalis G3, 348 nucleotides long. RefSeq lists its product as uncharacterized. The transcript has a single exon. NCBI's taxonomy places the organism in Eukaryota, Parabasalia, Trichomonadida, Trichomonadidae. The record is from RefSeq and is a predicted model, not a curated record. The coding region runs from base 1 to 348 and encodes 115 amino acids.
AUGACCGACAGUUCUCAACUUUCGAGCAGUAAAAGACAAAUUCUUAAAGAAACAUCAUCAGAAGUUACUAACACUAUAUUCAACUCAAUGAUUUUCGAAUCAAUUUUAGAUUUUUAUAGACAAACGUCAGGUUUUCCUGAUGCUAGACCAAUUCAGGAACUCACAUCAAUUGCACCAUUAACACCUGAACCAACAUUUAUUAUUCAUAAUCAGCCUAGUUCAGAUAUUGAAUAUUGUAACUGUUUAUACUGCAAUGAACAGAUUCCUCAGUCAAAAUAUUUAUCACACUUACGUACACAUAAUGAUCAAAAAGUAUUAUUUGACGCAAUUAGUAAUCUUUUUGAUUGA